Molecule: messenger RNA, 5196 nt
Organism: Megalobrama amblycephala (Wuchang bream)
Lineage: Eukaryota; Metazoa; Chordata; Actinopteri; Cypriniformes; Xenocyprididae
Exons: 6
Coding region: 773-2506 (577 amino acids)
Source: RefSeq, a predicted model, not a curated record
UCUUUGAGAAUCUGUUUGUCAUUUCAGUGGUUUUACUAUUGUGAUUAUAGUAUUCUUUGAGGGAUGGAGAUUUAACUCUCUAACAUUGACACUGAUUGUGUAUUUUGAUUUAUCCUUCUUGAAAGUGGUUUUAGGAAGCCACUGGUUAUAAAAUCAUGGGUUUUAAGCAUAACUACAGUAUAAUUACAGUACAUAUUAUUUGACGCUUUUGACUUUGGCUUUCUGCCUUCACAGGCCUAUGAUUCUCUAACAUUGUAUGAUCCUGUGUAGUAAAAUGUAUUUUUGCUUCAAAUUUGUGUCAAAUUAUGUAUGCUGAUUUUUUUUUCGGUAAACUUCUUUGGAAUGAAUACAAAAAAGUAUCAUUUAAUUGCUUUAAACGUAUUUUGCUGCAGGGUCUCUGUGCACAUUUUAAGUGUUUAAACGUCGGGUUAACGUUCAGAUAUCAACUUUUUCGCCACGAGUAUAGCCUGUUAUUGUAAAUACGAAUGCAUAAUUUUGACGAAAAUAUUUAGUGAUGUAAUUUACGAUUGCGUAAUGAAUUAAAUACAAAUUUCAUACAUGCACACUGCCAUAUCAUAUAUCUGGGACACGUACUUCCGGUGGUAACGGAAGUACCCUCGGCACGUCCAUUAAAAGCAAAAUUAAUGGCUUUUGUAUAAAAUGCUGUCAAAUUUUGAAGAACUGCGGAGAAAUUAAGAGUUGUGAUGCUUGAUAUCGAACAAAGAGGCAGCGAGCAGCAUACGUGAGCGGACACUGGAGUUAAUUCUCCCAUAUGAAGGGGAGGAGGCUCAACAUGGAGGACUGCUUGCACACUUCCUCCGAUAACCUCGCUAAACUGGUGAAAUGGGCCCACAGUCAUGGAACAAUCUGCACCUUGAUCCCCAACCUAAAACACAUGCUCAACGAGGGCUCUCACGGCACCCUUACGGCACUGUGGGGCUGCAGUGCCGGUCACGCCUACCACUGGCCACUCAAUACCACCUGCAAAACGGGAAACAAGGAACGGAUGUGCUACCAAGAAAGCCGAAGCAUCAACACGGACAGUAUGAUUCAGGCAGCUGCCGUCAUGCAAAACACCUCAGCAGAGCGCUUCCUUGGCAAUGCCGGAAAAAACAAGGGCGAUUCCAGCCAAGGAGAUUCCAGUCAGAUUCACGACUCUUGUGACAUCUCCAACUGCAGUGAACCUUCCGAGAUGGACGAUAACGGCGAGGAGUACAAUAACAACCUAUACGACAUCGUCUGCGAGUCGUCGGCCACUGACGAAGACGGCGACUCCGAUUUCAACCAUACCUCUAACGUCACACACAGGAAAAGAGCCAGCAAAGGACCAGGACCUGAGGAUAGCACUGACCCGGCGUUAAAGAAGAUCAAACAAGAGAGGGGUGAAGACUAUUACAGUGUGGCCAACCCACAGAUACCUAGCAGCUCGGAGGGAAACCGCUCUACUGGAGGCGUUGCACAGUCGCCCAAGUCAAACCUCCAGAACAGACCGUCAUCUAGGUCUUCGAUGUCCCAGAAGCCUUCCUCUGUAGAUGGCGAUUCCAUGGCGGUGUCCUCAUCACCGUUGGACAACUCCCCUACAUCCAUGAUCAAACCCUUGCGCGCGCCUUUCCAUGUUACCCAGAACAAAAUGCACAUGAACUCGAACCCAGCAUGCAGUCAAAGUUUGGCAGCCUUACCCCAUUCUGGAAGGAUUGACGCUAUGGGGGUGCUUCACCGAGACGAAUAUCCCAGAUCUUCUUUGUCUUAUGGAGAGGCUUCGAUUGGUGUAAACCCUGAAAUGGAUCUUCUAGCAACGCAGGCACUUAGUACAGAAGUUAGAGCAGACAACACAGGUUCACACGAGAAGACGGAUUAUGCUGUGAUUUUGAAAGCCCUCCAUGAGCAUCUAGUUCCUGCUGCACACAGUUCAGAAGAGCAGUUCUGCCCAUCAGAUCUCAGUCCAAACAGUGAGAGGUAUUUUGAAGAGAGAAAACACCUGGAAGAGUUUAUAACAAGCAUAGAUACUAUAACCCUACAAAACCUGCAGACAGUCAUUGAUCGGAUCCUCGUCUUUCACGAGCGAACGCAGAUGCCUCUGUCCAGUCCGGCCAGACUGGGAGAGCAGGAGCUGUUUCCAGGAAGCGGACUCUAUCUGCCACACUACAAACUGGCAUCCAUGCUGCAGGAGUCACGGCAGGACAGCAUGAGACUCUUCCACCUGCUGUUCGAGCACUUCUUCAGCGAGGAGGAUCUUAAUGGGGCGGUCGCUUUUGGGAAGAGGGGAAAAGUACCUGACGGAAAAAAGAUCCUGGACAGAAGAAGAGUGGAUGGGAUCAUGUCAUAUGUUCUGCGUUGUUCUACGAUUGACGGAUGGACACCUGUGGAAUCAUCUAAGCUGAAGAAGGCUUGUAUUAAUAAAUGCAGGCUUCGAAUCGGUCAGAAAAAGAAGCAAGAAUCUUCUCAAGAGUCCUUUAUUUUUUGUGACGAACAAUCUUCAGGCAAAAAUGACCCUUCUUAUAUGUAAUUGCUAAUACCCAAAAAUUUCCAAUCACAGGAAAAUGCUAUUAUCAUUCAUACAGUUGAAAGGAAACAUUGUUUUGCCUAGUGAUUGAAUGGAAGCUACCGAUCGGUGUCUUGGGUGAAUGCUGAUUCAGUUCAGCUACAGCACUAAGAGAUGAAAAAUUCAGUCAGAUAAAUGAACUAUUUCCAUUUCAUUCGUUUCAACAAAAAAACAACAUUAUCUAUACUGUGAUAGUUACUGACUAUUGACUCGUUUAGUCAAAACAAACCUGUUUAUAACCAUUUAAAAUAACUUUAGGAUAGUCUAGUGCUUAUUCAUGUUAGUCAUGUAGCAUUGUAACAAUCAAAACAAGAAAUUUUGAGUUCUGUCAAACCUUUCUGAUAGAUUUUACUCAUACCCAAUAUAUUUAAAUAUAAAAAUGUGAAUUAUCACCAUAUCAAAACUACCUUAAACUGUAUUUUAUUGCCUUUAUUCUUCCUUUUUUCCUCUGCUCAAUCAAUCAACAUCCCACUAAAUUGAUGAUAUCCUCAUUACAUGCUUUUACAUGACUGACAGGAAAUUGACUUAAGGUUUAUAACCAUCCCACAAAGUUUUAUUACUCAAUAUGUUUCGUAAUUUUGUCAUUUUUACCUAGGUGAUAUCCUAUCCACCUUAUUUUGCAAUGUAUACGUAAGCUGUUUUCUAUGAAUGUGUGAGACUUCCAAUUCAUUAGCUGCUAUAGGUAAAUAACUAGAACAACAACAAAGUGCAGUAAACGGUAAAAAUAUUUGCGCUACAAAACAGUGUUUAUAAUUACGACAAUAUAUUUAAAGGGGCUAUAUGAAAGUUUUUUUUUUUAUUAUUAUUAUUGCCAAUGUCUGAACAGCUUGUAACAAAAUUUAAAAAAGAGACCUUCACCAACUUCCUAGUUUGUCUAUGAAAGCCUGUGGACUUAUUUUUAUGUAAAGGACUUGGAUUUUUUUUCCGGGACAAUCCAAAAGCCGCCUUUCCACUAUCUCCAACAAACGACAAGCGACAGACCGGAAAGUCAUUCAUUUCCAGUGGAGAGUAGUACAGUAGCUUUGUGGAGUUCUGAUCAUAUGCAUAUGAGGAAAUUUCAAAUCCGAUUUGAGCUUCGGAUGCAUUGAAAUAUUGAACUUCUGCGGCUAGACCGUAUGCGACCGGCUGACCAGAUGUGAUGUAUUCUAAUCAAAACUAUGAGCAAGAAGUUAGAAUUACCAAAAUUUUUUCCACUUUAAUGUUAUUCUGUAAAUACUAUUUCUGUAAAAUGGUGGUUAUUAAUAAUUAUAGCUGAAAUAAUUAUUUUAUAAUAUUAUUAAUAUUAUUAUUUAUGUUGAUUAGCUCUAUAAAAUCUACUAUGAUUUUAUUUUAGACAUAUUGGGGGUCAUUUGCAGUACGAGCAAUUUCGUACUGUAAUGUCAAGAUGUCACGCAAAGAAAAGGGAUUAAUUCAAACUAGUCUCUCAUAGCCACAUCUAUAUAGUCUCAUAUACUUUUUAAUCAAACUAUCAUGACAGUGUAACUUUAUUUACCUCAUCUGUCAACAUGAUGCCGGUGAAUUGCAGAGCUUGUGCAAACAUAUCCACAUGGCUAUGAACAAAUGCUUUCUUAACUGCUGCUUUCUCACCGCUGUCAUUUUUUGUUGUGUGUUUAUUUUGUUAUUAAGAGUAAAGCGCGCAGCACAUAUUUACAUAUUCAUCUAAACGUCACUCUCAGCAGCAUGGAUGGUUAACAGUAUGUUGCUGCAAAGCUAUUUUCAGCUUCAUUUUACUUCUAUAAGUGAAGAACGAAGAAGAACUUCAUCGGCUUUGAAUCACGUUCAGUCUCUUGUACGUUACGUGUGCACAAGUGCGAGCACAAGCAAUAAGUUGCUGGCUGCAGUUCACUUAACGGCCACCGGUUUCACUAAUAACAAGGGUUUCUAAACUCUACAUAUAGCCUCUUUAAGAAUAAUAUUGUAAGUAAAUACCAGUUUGCGAUAUCAAGCAGCAUAACGAGAUGUUUUUGUCCAGUUAAAAAUAACUGGAAGCGGAUGAGACCGGAAGCCUCGACACACUCAAUUCACAAACGGCUGCGGCCACUAUUACGUCAAAAAUAAGGUGGAUAGGCCACUUAGCAUAUAACAGCAUAUAAAAUUACUGCCAGAAAUGUGAGAUUUGGUUAUUCAACAUAAACAACCAGACAAUUAACAAUUUCUGUGUAAAAGAUAUUCCAGGAUGUUUCUUACUGUCUGUGAGGUGUUGAAAUGAGUCUACAUAGUGAAAAGGUCACUCAAGGGCUCACAAACUUCUGAUGUAUAAAGAAAUUCUUUGGCAUUAGUAAAGCAGACUAUAUAUCAUUGAAAGGCUCAGUAAGUUCGAUCACCUUUCACAACCAAGUAUUAUGUUUCUUAUGAACCUUGGAAGGUAUAUCACAUUGUCCACAAAUGUUUAUUAUAAAAGAGAAAAAUUGACAUUAGAAUUUAGUAUGGUUAUGAAAGGUCAAUCUUUUCAUAAUGGUUAGGAUGUCUUCACCUGACCAGUUUUAAAAGUGUUUUGUUUUUGUACCGACUUGAUGCUGAACUUGUCCUUAUUUUAGCACUUCUACAAAAACUGAUGUUUAUUUUCAAGUGUGUAAAUACUCGAUCAUCCUGGUGUGUCUUAUGUGGUCUUAUUUGUCAUUUUAUGAUGCGUUAUAAUAAAAUCAAUGACCAAA